GGAUGAGUUUUGACCCACGAUGGCCGCCGUCGAUACUAGCAAGUGCUGCGACUCCAAGGCACCGUUCAGCUUAUUUGUCAGAGGAAAUAUAAUGCCUUUAAAACCGUUUUUCACGUUAUUUUUUCUUCUUGUAACUAUAAACGAGUGUUUUUCCGACGAUGACCACGAAAUGGAAGAGUUUUUGAAGCGGGAAUAUUCCCUCUCCAAGCCUUACCAAGGUGUGGGAUCUUUAGGCUCCUCCCACUGGGAACUGAUGGGGGAUGCCAUGGUAACCACAGACCAGGUGCGACUCACACCUGACAUGCAGAGCAGGCAGGGGGCAGUAUGGAGCCGCAUUCCAUGCCAUCUGAAGGACUGGGAGAUGCAGGUGCACUUUAAGAUUCACGGACAAGGAAAGAAGAACCUGAAUGGUGAUGGGCUGGCCAUUUGGUACACUAAGGAACGCAUGCAGAAAGGUCCUGUAUUUGGAAAUAUGGACAACUUCACUGGCCUGGGCGUUUUUGUGGACACAUAUCCCAACGAGGAGAAACACAUCGAGGCGCAAAAGAAGAGAUACACACCUCGCACACAGAGGAUCUUCCCUUACGUUAUCUCCAUGGUGGGGAACGGCAGCAUCAGCUACGACCACGAGCGUGAUGGCCGCCCCACGGAGCUGGGCGGUUGCAAUGCCAUGGUGCGCAAUCUCAAGCACGACACCUUUCUCUUCAUUCGAUACGUCCGCCACAGGCUCACGGUGAUGAUAGACAUUGAUGGUCAACAUGAGUGGAGAGACUGCCUGGACAUACCCGGGGUGAGGCUCCCACUAGGCUAUUAUUUUGGAGCUUCAGCGAUCACUGGAGAUCUCUCAGAUAACCAUGAUAUAAUAUCACUGAAACUUUACCAACUGACGGUGUUGCGGAGUAAAAAAGAGGAAGAAGAAGAGGAGCAUGAUGAAAUAACCAUCCCCAGUGUGGACAACAUGGACCUCCUCAGAUUGGGUCAGAGUGAGGAAGGGAUGAGUGGAAUAUCAAUUUUCUUCACCGCGCUCUUCUCCAUGCUGGGUUGUAUCUUCCUCAUCAUCAUUGGCAUUGUGGUCUACAGCCAGUGGAAUGAGAGCCGUCGCAAGCGCUUCUACUGAGGAGCUCUACAAUGAUUGUGAUUACUACUGAGGUCCAAAGACCCAACUGCGAUAAAAGUGAGACUCUUCCAUCAACCGGUGGAGCAGUGGAUGUUUUUACCCUGAAGAAAACCUUAUUUUGACAGGAGUUAGAGUUUAUGUUUCCCCUGCUGCAAAAAGCCAUUCUCCAGCUGUGCCAUAGGUGAAUCAGCUGGAAGACUUUACACCUUGUCCUUAACGCCAGCCUGACGCACAUCUACUCAGCCUUACCAU
Molecule: messenger RNA, 1369 nt
Organism: Nematolebias whitei (Rio pearlfish)
Lineage: Eukaryota; Metazoa; Chordata; Actinopteri; Cyprinodontiformes; Rivulidae
Gene: lman2la
Product: lectin, mannose-binding 2-like a
Exons: 9
Coding region: 20-1117 (365 amino acids)
Biological process (GO): endoplasmic reticulum organization; endoplasmic reticulum to Golgi vesicle-mediated transport; Golgi organization
Cellular component (GO): endoplasmic reticulum membrane; endoplasmic reticulum-Golgi intermediate compartment; Golgi membrane
Molecular function (GO): D-mannose binding
Source: RefSeq, a predicted model, not a curated record